AUGCCGCCGCAACAUGCGGAACUCCCCGACAAGAACGUUGUCCUCCAUGAGAAUGUGGUUGGAAGGAUUAUAGAGGAUGGUAGGUGCGAUAUAUAUAUUUAUAAUACAGUUUUUGGGCGUAAACUUUUUUAUUUUACUUUGACUUCAUAUCGGAGACAAUAUUUACAAUUAGUUUGACUAGACUGUUUUUAUGCUUUUAGAUGGCGAAAGCGAGACUUUCAGAAGUAAAAAUAAGUUGGGUUGGUAGGAAAAAAAAUGUCUGUAAAUCAAGGCCCGGAUUUUGGCUAAAUUUGACACAGAUUUAGGCGAGUGUUUACAAGUCAUAUGCAAGAUUACUAUAUAUUUACCAUACUUGAUUUAAUUUGGAUCUUACCUUAUGUUAGUUAGAAAAACGUUCUUGGUCUGCUGAUAAAAGAAAUUAUUUUUACAGUUUCUCUCUUGACCGGCAAAGUAAAUUGGGACAAUGUAAUCACUGUGCAUUCCUUUUUCAUUUUCAUCGGUGCAGUUCCCAUUUUUUGUCGCUGCAAUUUCCCGUUAUAUGGCGAUAGAUGAAAACGCACUGUGCGAAAAUUGUACGAACUUCUGAGCGCGCGUAGCCAUGGAACUUUUAGCGUCAUUAGUCUAGACGUCGUCGAAAGAGUUUAUUGCAGUGUUUGUCGCAACCAAGGAUUAUAAUUUUAACUGUCGGGAAUCUGGUCGAUAGUUCCCAGCGCCCUCAAAAGGCUCAGCUUAUUUUGGGAUAUAAACUCACCUUUGUCACCGCGAUAGACAAGACUUAAUCUCAAGCUGGAUAAGCCUUUGCCCUAGAGUUUUGGUUUAAAGGUUCUAGUUUCGUUUCAUCAUUUUCCGAGCAUGUUUAUGUAAUCACUGGAUAUGUAUGAACGCGAUAUAAACGCUGCAAAAGCAUUCUCCUUAUGAUCAGCGUCUUUAUGAAAGCUUUGUUAUAAGUGAGUGUUUUAUGGCUCCAUUGAGUGAGGAAGACGCCAUUUUGAAUCAGCUUUUGGGAAGUAGGUAAAGCAAGUUUAUGGGUAAAAGUUUUCUUUGACCACUUUCUCAGCUUCCAAAUUUUGCUUCAGUAACUGUUACGUGGCCUAGACGGAUGUAGUGUGCAAAAUUCAAAGAAUUUUUUUGAAAACUUUGUUUAUUUAAAGGCCUGCACGAUAACCCUUACUUAACCAUAAGAACACACCCCGGAUUAGCACUCUUCAAGCUUUAAAAUAAAAAUUUAACUUCCAAAACGGAACUGAUAACGCCUUCACAAAAGUCCAAACAUCUCCACAACUUGUCUCCUACAUUUAAUCUCAAUGUCUUUAGACACUUUGGUCGACUACAAUGUAGAGAUCGAAGACAUCCGUCCUCAUCCCUUGAGUGGAUCGCAGAUGUCAUUCUUCGAGGACGAUGACAUUGUUCUGGGCGACACGGACACCUUGAAACUGAAUAUGGGAAUGGCGGCGAAAUGGAACUCAGCGGAAUAUCAGGCAGACGUCUAUGCUGGGAAUCGGAUCGCUUAUUACAAGCUGAAUGAGGAGAUUGGGGACGGGAAGUUCAGCAGGGUCAAGGUUGGAGAGCACUCCAUUACUGAAGGUGAGGAAAUUUUCAAAACUUUGCGAAGGAAACAUGAUUUUUGCGCACUGUGCAGUUUUUUUUUGAAUUAUGUUUUGCACUGUGCAACUCAAAAUUUUUACUAGACACCAAAAAAAUAAAAAAUCCCGAUGAUUUUUUUAAUUGCUUAUCCAUAACAUUCAGACAAAGUCGCCGUAAAAAUCGUGGAGAAAGCCAGAAUAGAACAACGCCGUCAUCAUGUUUUCAAACGAGAAAUCCGAAUGCUCGACUCAUGCCAUCAUCCCAAUAUCUGCCGUCUUUUGGAGGUAAAUUUCCGGUCUUAACUUUAAGGACAUUUCUUUUUUGAUCUUCUUAUCCGUUCCGCCAAAUCCGUUAAUGAAAUAACUAAAAUAAUGUCAUUCUGGGAUAGUAGGAUUUUCCGGAACCAAAUUUUUUGCUAAAUUUGUUAUUUUCAGUACAUUGACACGUACAAUCAACUCUAUAUUAUCAUGGAGUUGGCUCGCGGACAAAACUUGCAGCGAUUUGUGAAUCAUUCAGGACCCCUGAAAGAGCUGUUAGUAAGGAAACUUUUUAUUCAAGUGGUCUCGGCAGUGCAUCAUUUGGUAAGUUCCGGGAGUCGUCUAGGUCGAUUUUCUUUUUGUUUUGCAUACUUACUCUCUAUAGGUUGCAGAUCAAUUCCUGAAAAUUUCAUUUCUUCCAUUGCAAGCGCUAUCGAAGAAUGAAAAAUUCGAUUUUUUUCAAAAAUUCCUGAUUUCAGCACUCCAAAAACAUCGCCCAUCGUGACAUCAAGGCCGACAACAUCGUGAUCGACCCUCAGACCGAGAGAAUCAAGCUCGUUGACUUUGGAUUUGCCUGUUUUUCGGACGACGACACCUUUUCCACCACCUUCUGCGGCUCCCCUCCUUAUGCAGCGCCCGAGCUUUUCUCCAGCCGAAAAUAUCGCGCAAAACCCGUCGAUAUUUGGGCUUUGGGAUGUCUGUUCUACUUUAUGUACUGUGGUACGAUGCCGUUUGCCGGAAGGUCGAUGUUUGAGCUGAAGGCGGCGAUACGGUAUGGAAAGUAUGUGGUGCCGAGAAAUGCUACCGUUUAUGUGAAGAGACUGCUAAAGGGAACUCUGAAUUUGAAUCCGAUGGACAGAUUUACGAUUCAGAGGGUUAUGGUACGUCUUCGAAUCACUUUUGGGAAAUUUUAUUGAUUUUUGAGAAAAUUCUUUUUUUUUUUUGGUAAAGCUAAAAACGUUGAAAAUAUCAAUGUUUCAAACCCAAAUUUUGAGAUUAUAUGUCAUAAAAAGGCCAUAAACAGUCCUCUAGUAGCUUGUAGCACCUUAUAAUGGAACUUUUGGUCCCACCACGAAUUCCCUGAGAAUCAGGGAUAGCUCCAUAAAGUUGCCUAAUCUUGAUUUCUGUGAUCUCCGCCAUAGUCAUGGAUAUUUUGAUACAGUAGGUCCAAGAAUUACCUUGUUUUCCAAGCUUAAUCUGCAGGCUUAAAGCCGGACCUUGUUAUCAUACAGAAGACCUCCCACAGACUAAUCCUAUCAUUAUACUUGUUGACAAUCUUUUGCGAAUUUUUGACAGUUUCGAAAUGCAUGAAGGAUUCGGAAUCUCAUCCCUUAUAAAAAUUCCCAAUAAGCUUUGGAUAAAGGAAGGCUUAGGAUCAAUAAAUUGGUAAUCCGCUGCAAAAAUAGCCUUAGGCGGACUUGAAACUUGAAUAGAAAAACGGAGCAGGCGUUGACUAAUAAUCUUCCAAGAGAUUUUCAAUUCAAUUGAAGUUGGGAGAUUGAAAAAACAGCUUAGAAUCAAAAAAAUGUAGUCUAAAUCAUGGAGAUUUUGAAUAAACUUUCGUAUUUCGGCAAUAGCAUUAGGUACUGUCAAAAAAUUGAAAAUAUAGGCUCCCCACAGAAUUCCCCAAACAAUACACGACUUUUUUUAGAACUGCAGUUGGCUCUCGCACGCGAAUUAUCCUUCGGAUUCCCUAGAAUUAUCCGGAGAUCGUCAGCAUCCAGAUAUGGCCGUUCAGAAGAUGGUCUACCGCACAUUCAAUCACUUGCAAUCUCAAUACAACGUCAGUUUGCUGGAUUUGCAGGCUGCAUUAAGCAGAGGAGUCAGAGAUCCCUUGACCGGACUUUAUCGCCUGACUUUCAUGGGGCUGAUGACUAAAGAUGAUGAUGUUGUGAGGGAAAAUAGUGUAAGUCUCAGGUCAUUUCUAGCUCAAAAAUUAAAUUACAGUGUUCCAUUGAAACUUUAUAGGCCAUAUUUUACAAUUUCAGUUCAUUUUUGGGGAUAAAAUUAUAUUAUCCAUCAAAAAAAAAAAUAAAAAAAUAUUGUUUUUUUCACAGCUUUUACCCAUCUUUUUCGGAAACAGUCCCUGCAGAGCCUUCAAAUAUCCGUAAAAAAUUGUUUCAACUUUUCUAAACUACCCAUUUUCAGAUCGAGUACAAAAAAUCGGUACACGAUGCAGUGACCAAGAUGCGAAAUGACGGAAAGAAACGGCCCAAGAAGGCAUCCAAAGUCUGCACAAUCUUAUAA
Bursaphelenchus xylophilus (pine wood nematode) is the source of this 4088-nucleotide messenger RNA. The record is from the annotation of a GenBank genome assembly. NCBI's taxonomy places the organism in Eukaryota, Metazoa, Nematoda, Chromadorea, Rhabditida, Aphelenchoididae.